Knipowitschia caucasica is the source of this 1293-nucleotide messenger RNA. The record is from the annotation of a GenBank genome assembly. NCBI's taxonomy places the organism in Eukaryota, Metazoa, Chordata, Actinopteri, Gobiiformes, Gobiidae.
AUGGCAGCCCCACAGAAAGGAGACCUGUCCGCGGCCGAGAGGAAGCUGCUGCAGGUCAUCGCCGCUGGUGACGCCCAGGAGGUCGCACAGCUGCUGGCCAUCAACGAAGUGAGAAUAAACUGCUUAGAUGAGAACGGCAUGACUCCGCUGAUGCACGCGGCCUACAAGGGGAAGGCCGACAUGUGCCGCCUGCUCCUGCAGCACGGCGCCGACGUCAACUGUAACCAGCACGAGUACGGCUACACCGCCCUCAUGUUCGCCGGCCUCUCAGGGAAGACGGAGAUCACCUCCCUGAUGCUGGACGCAGGAGCAGAGAUUGACCAGGUCAACUCUGUGGGGCGGACUGCGGCGCAAAUGGCUGCGUUUGUGGGUCAGCACGACUGUGUGACCCUCAUCAACAACUUCUUCUCGAGGGCUCGGCUGGAGUAUUACACCAGGCCCCAGGGGACGGACGCCGAGCCGCUGCUGCCCCCUCGACUGGCCGGCCCUCUGCACAAGAUCAUCAUGACCACCAACCUCAACCCGGUCAAGAUCGUGCUGCUGGUUAAGGAGGAGCCCGCCCUGGUGGACCCCUGCGCUCUGCUAAAGUGCUCGCGGGUCAUGGAGCUGCUGUGUGAGCAGUGUGUGCACCAGCAGGACAUGAACGAGGUGCUGGCCAUGAAGAUGCACUACCUGAGCUGUGUGCUGCAGAAGUGCCUGUCCUGCCUGCAGAACAGAGAGGACCGCCUGGACUCCCUGCUCAGGAGCCUCCUGAAGGGCAGAGACAGCGAUGGCUUCCCUCAGUACCAGGAGAAGUUCAUCAGAGACUGUAUCCGGAAGUUCCCCUACUGUGAGAGCAACCUGCUACAGGAGCUGGUGAGGAGCAUAGCACCGGUACAGAUCGGAAACGACCCCACAGCCUUCGCUGUGCUGAGCCAGGCCCUGACCGGACAGAUGGCGUUUGUGGAAGGAGACUACUGUGUGACGUGUGGAGAGAAGGGAGCGGACAAGAGAUGUUCCCUCUGUAAAGCAGUGGUGUACUGCAGCCUGGUGUGUCAGAAGCUUCACUGGUUCACCCAUAAGAAGAUGUGUGGAUCCAUGCAGGACCCAGAGACCAAGGCACAAGACACCCCCAGGCUAAAGGAGCUCAAAGACGACGAGAGCGACCUGGUGUUUGAAACCGCCAACUUCCUGCAGGAGCUGUGUAUGCGCGCGGAGGAGACCGUGGCAGCUGCGGGGGGCUGUCCUCUGGAGAUGCUGAGCCGGCCCUCCACCUCCGCUCAGGGGCAUCCCGGCCCCAGGACUGAUCCCUGA